Molecule: messenger RNA, 1110 nt
Organism: Zingiber officinale
Lineage: Eukaryota; Viridiplantae; Streptophyta; Magnoliopsida; Zingiberales; Zingiberaceae
Product: serine/threonine-protein phosphatase 4 regulatory subunit 2-like
Exons: 8
Coding region: 105-881 (258 amino acids)
Biological process (GO): protein dephosphorylation
Cellular component (GO): nucleus; protein phosphatase 4 complex; cytoplasm
Molecular function (GO): protein phosphatase regulator activity
Source: RefSeq, a predicted model, not a curated record
GCAAAAUCGUCGCCUAUCGAACCCGCCGCCGUUGAACUCUCCUCAGUUGCGCUUCCACUCCUCCGUCCAUUCUUCCUUACUUUGAAGCCUUAUAAUUCUUAGCCAUGUCGAAUACUGCAAUGGAGGAUACAAUUUCAGAUACUUCACAAUUUGUAACGGCUUCUGCUGAUGUAGAUCAUUCAGCAGAACAUUUGAAUGCCUCAAACUCAAAUUUCGAGAAGCUGGAGUCUAAACAUGAUGUCAAUAUUGAAGAAAUUAGACAUAUAAUGGAGGUCAUGGCAAACACGGGACAAUACUGGCAUGACUGGGAUAUGCUGAGAGGCUUGCUUUCUUUUUGGAUGAAGCAGGUCUUGGCAGAAUAUAAUGAAGCACAAACGGACAAUAGUAGUGGGCCGCAGAAGAGUUCUUUAGUAGGAGAAACAUAUCAAGAGUUGGUGAAACGUCUAGAUGAAGCCCUUCUUAGUUUUACUGAAGGUCCUCCUUUCACGUUGCAAAGGCUCUGUGAGAUCCUUUUGGUACCAAAAGAUACGUAUUCAAAUCUUUCAAAGCUUGCACUGGCCUUGGAGAAGAAUUUGUUGGUCACAUCCACCUUAACUAAGUGCACUGAGCCCUAUCCUGGGGUUCUAGGGAAGAAACAUGAAGCUGGCAGUGGAAAUGAGACGCCCAAUGAGAAAACUAUUCCUAUCUCAAAUGGAGUUGAGCCUGCUGCAGGCGACCGCGAUGAAGAAAUGACCGACGCAGAGACUGUUGAAGAUGCUACAAUUGCUGAUACAGAAAUGCAAGAGCACAAGGCUAGUGAAACAUCGACUGAAGCAGUUUCUGAUUCCAAGGCUUCUGAAGAAACUGGUGAAACUAACGAAGAGCAAAGUCCUUCAACAUGAACAACACUGGUGAGUCUUCGAUGAACCAAGUUGACUAGUUGAUGAUAUUCAUUUUGAGAUUCUCGAGAAAUGUCAGUAUCUUUCAUGAGAUUCUGAACUUUUCGAACCUGUACUGUUUUAUUAUCUUGAACUUCACUUUUGUAUACAUAUGGCCAUAAUCAUCGUUUUUUCUAGUAUUUGCACAUCAUUAAUGGUAGUAAGUUAAGAAAGCUUGCUCAUUAUUUCUUCA